AUGUCGUUCCGGUCUCUGCUGGAGGCGGCCAUGGGCGAUGCCCAGGACCUUUCGGCGGACGAGGUGGGGCGCAUCGACGCACAGGUGGACAUGCUGGAUGAAGAAUACCAACAAUCUGACGGUCUAGAAGAGAGUGACGACGCGUACGUGCCGCCGUCCAGCGAGGACGAAGGCAACGGUGGAGAACGAGAAGAGGAAGACUCAGACAUUGAGCACCAAUUAUGGGGAAAGUCUCGCAAGCGCAGACGACGGGGGGGCCGACAAGGUCGUCGACGUCGACGUGGCGGACACACGGGCAAACGCAGCGCUAUUACACUAUUGAAAGACUUUAUCAAGAAGGCCCCGACUAUCCCAGACCCGUAUCACACGCUUGGUAUGAUCUACGAAGACCGACAGGACCGGAUUAAGGCUUUGCAGUUCUUUUUGAUUGCAUGCACAUUGACCCCGCAAGACGCGGAGCUCUGGAAACGCGUCGGUCGUAUUGCAAAGGACGAGAAGAACUUUGACCAGGCUUUGUUCUGCUUCAAGAAGGCGAGCAGCGCAGACCCGAAAGAUAAAGAGGCGCUGUUCAGUUAUGCAGAGCUGUGUCGAGAACAGGGCGACAAUCGACGAGCAGCCGAAGUGUUCAAGAAGCUCACAGUACUGAUCCCAAACGACUUGUCGUUGUGGAUUCAGAUUGCUGAGGCCUAUCAUUGCAAUGAGCAAGAAGACGAGGCGGUGGAGGCUCUGAAAAUGUGCAUUGAGAAGGCGGCGACGCUGGAUCCAGCGAGGAAUCAGCACUCUUCGAAGUACGAGCUUAAUGCAGUGAAUAUGCUGGCGGAUUUGUACAUUACGCUGAAGAGAUAUCGCGAAGCUAUUGAUGUGAUCCAUCAUCUCCACUCACGGUAUGCCUCGACUCAAGACCCUGAGCAAGUGGAGGGCGACCCGGGUGGCCUGCCGCUUGAUAUUGCCGUAAAAUACGGUAUCUGUCAUCUUUUCGAGCGAGAUUUCACCACGGCUAUGUCCAUGUUCACGCAUUUAUUCGCCCAGGACGUGGAAGUGUUUGGCGAUCUGUACCUGGACGUGGCGGAUGCGUACAUUGCGCUAGGAGAUCAGGAUCGAGAGGCUGCAGCGAUUCUGCAGCAGUUGUUAGGGCGUGAGGAGUUUCCGGUUGAGCAGAUCUGGAUAAAGUUUGCAGCGUGUCACGACCGACUGGGGAUUUAUGACGUUGCUGUGGAAUAUUACGAGAAGGCGUUGGCUCACCAACGCUCGUCACCGGACUUGACUGUGGAGCCGGAAUUGAUGCUGCAGGCUAUGCAGGCUACACGGAAGAAAAAUAGACCAGUAGAGGGUAUCGUGCUGCUUAAAGAGUACUUGCCAGAGACCAUGUGUCCUCCGAUCCGACCUUACUGGAUCAACACGUCUCGUAAGGGUAAGGAUCGAGACUCGGGCUCGGUACUAGACGAGAAAGAGGCCAAAGGAGAUGCAGACAGUGAUGCUGACGAGCUGGAAGAAGAAGCGGAGGAUGAAGAGGAUGCCGAAGAGCAAACUCGUAUGGAAAUGGCCCACGACCCGUCCCUGUCCGUUGAUGCGAUGGAAAAUGGUAUUCGUCUGAAACUCCUGAUUGAGUACGGGCAUCUGAAGAAGCUGUCGGGUGAGGCUGAAGUGCUGUGCCAAGUCGGCAUCCCCAUCAUCUUGACUUCUCUUAGCCAGACGUCAUUCCGAUUGUCUGGUCGCGUGAAGAACCCACUGGUAGAGCCUCAAGACGUUAUUUCAGAAAGUGACGCGCAGUCGAUGGGCUUCCAGGUGUUGAAAUCCGAGUACCUGGUGGAUAUCACUGACGCGAGACAGCGCGAGUCGUUCAUGGGCAUCGUCAUGCGUGUGGCCCAACAAAUAGUAAUCUCGCGUGCGCUUGGCGAACAACAGUACUACAAUUUGGUGAUCGAUGUUGCCCAGACACUGACGGAGUUGGGUAAGUACGUGGCAGCGAUCGAGCUAUUGACGGAUGUGAACACGUCGGAUAAAAUCUCCAAGCCUACUCUGCGCUUCGAGCUUCGGUUCUUAGCGCUGGUGAUUGCCCUGGAGUUUAAGGAGAACCGCAUGGCAUACGAGUGCGCGCGCUUGAAUAUCAUGGAGGACCCGCACAAUCUCGGCUACUGGAACCUGUUCUCGCGCGUGAUCGCUAUCACGGGUGUUUUCUCGUGGCAUCAGAAGUUCUUAGCGAAGCUGCUGCGUGACGAUCCCGAGAGCUACCCUGCUAUUUUGCUUGCUGGCCAUCAGUCGUCGGCCUGGGAUAUUGCGUCGCUGACGGUGGGUGAGCUGACGCUGGCUCACCAGAAACACCCAAAUGAUCCGCUGACGCUCUUCUGCAUCGGCUUGGCGUUCCUCUCGGCCUCGAUGCAACGGACUAUCAACGACCGACAACACACUGUAGCAAAGGCCUUUGCGUUCCUGCAGCAGUACGAGCGAGCCCGUAUCACCGGCCCAAGUGAUAUUAUUUCGGAUAUUCGUCACGUCGAGGCCUGGUACAACAUCGGUCGCGCUCACCAACAACUGGGUUUGUUUCACUUGGCAAUCCCGAUGUACGAGCGAGUGCUGCGGUUCUUUGAGGAGAGCAAAGAGCAAAAGCGCGAGGUGCCACCGGAGUACUUGUUGUGUCGAGAAACUGCCUACAACUUGUCCCUCAUCUACAAACAAAGGUACCCAGUUUUUGCUUGUUUCCAGACAAGUCGCUGA
Phytophthora infestans T30-4 is the source of this 2715-nucleotide messenger RNA. Its product is annotated as transcription factor, putative. The record is from RefSeq and is a predicted model, not a curated record. The transcript has 3 exons. Lineage: Eukaryota; Oomycota; Peronosporomycetes; Peronosporales; Peronosporaceae. Gene Ontology annotation, cellular component: transcription factor TFIIIC complex. Gene Ontology annotation, biological process: transcription by RNA polymerase III. Gene Ontology annotation, molecular function: protein binding. Bases 1 to 2715 code for a protein of 904 amino acids.